AUUAGUCGAACGGCUCGCGUUGUCGCGCGCGACGCCACCCGGCGCAUCCUCGAGAGCCCCCGCCUCCUGGACUCCGGAUAUUCAAGCCACGGCCCUAGGAAAUAUCAAGCCUUCCUGGCCUUUUUCGAACUACGGCCUUUUCGAGCCAAAAAAAUGCUCGUACGCGAACGUCAAAAGCAGCGUCGCAUGUAUCACGCCAUCUUGCGUCCGAGAAACGCAUCGAGGCCGCCUCUCCUUGGGUCAUCGUUUCCAACCUUCAGCUCCCGUUUCCAUUCCAUCUCCUUUUCUUCUCCUUUCGAAAAUCUAGUUGUUCGUCCCACGAUUUGCAUCCUCAAUUUUACAUUUCGCCCGCCCGCGGACUUUUCUCCCAUUUAUUUCCCCGCGUUUCUCGCUCAUUUGACAUUUCGCGUUUGACGUUUCGACGUACCUCCGAUUUUUUCAUCGGAUGCGACGCAUCUAGAUGUUCGCUGCUCCGUGACUGUUGCUUUCUAGAAGAAAUAUUAUCGUAUGUUAUCUACCUAUAUGGCAUUCCGUUAAUCUCGCUUUUGAUCGCCCGACGCACGAGCUGUCAAACAGCUGUCAGACAGCUGUCAAACCGCUGUCAAACCGCUCGUCGAGCAAAAUCGUCGGAGCCAAACGGCUAAACGCGAGGUUUGCCGCAUACUUUGACCCGGAAGUGGCUAUCUUCAAGGCGAUUCGCGAUGCUGAACGUUCCAUGUUAUAAAUAAAAUCAUUUUCCUACUUUCUCUCUUUUCCCGCCAAAAUCCAAUUCCCCGAAAAAUGUAGAAAAAAUACAAGAUUUGUUUUCGCUUACCCUCUUUUUUCAAAUACAAGUCGAAAAUACGUGAUCCGACUCGGGAGGGAUCAGGGAGAGGAAGGAGGUGCAGAAGGUGCAGCUAAAACGAACAGACUCGACUUGAUGUUUACAUCGCACAGUUAUAUCGCGCGAGCGAGCGAUCGACGAAACAACCGCGGCGGCCAUUUGCAUUCGCGGGACGGACUCUCCGUCCGAAUGGAGAACGGAUUGUCUCGAUCGUGGAACGCUUCCUGGCGUACGCGGCCGACUUGUUGUGAGAUCGUUUUGCCGUUUGUAAAAUGGCGAGGCCGAGCAACGACGCUUCGAGGAUCGUCCGCGCGAAUAUCAUUCAGGAGAAUGAAAAGAGGCUGCACGAGGCGCGAAUUAAGAAUCAGGGAAAGAGCCGAGCUAGGCAAGAUCUAAACAAAUUGUUCAAUAAACUCAAUCAGGCUGAGGCAACAAGCUUGAAAACGUCAGAAAAGUUCAAUUCUUUGUGCUACAAUGCGAGUAUUAUUUCAAACUGCUGGUAUGGUCCGGUUCUAGGAUUUCCACCUGGUUCCUGGUGGGGCAUACGCAUGGACUGUUCCAGAGACCACAUGCACGAUCCAUUUGACAAAGACAUACACGAAGGACCAUUCGGAGUUGUUUCCAUCUGCACCUCUCACACCAACAUGAACGAAGAUGUGGAUCUUGGUAAUUUUCUCACUCUCACGGGCCAAGUGUUCAAUGAGGAUCAACCUGACGCGGAUCCGUUUCUGCGCAACUACAAAAACCAGAUACCGUUGAGAUUAAUCAGAAGCUACAAUCUGCAAAACGAUAUCGCGCCCAAUACGGGUUAUAGGUAUGACGGGCUCUACAUAGUUAUAAGCUGUUGGAUAGGCGUGGCUUCGAACGGAAUCAAGUACAACAAGUUUACGCUAAUGCGUCUCGCUGGUCAAGAACCGCCAAGCUGGAGCAAGACCAACCCGGACCAAUUUUCCGCGCGGCAAUGCGUUCCACCGUCGAGAUUGAAUCACUCGAGUGUAUACGAUUUGAGAAAAUGUUCGUACAACAGCGGCGGAAUUUGCGGCAAGCGGAAACUUAGCCACAGAGAUGAUUCACCGGCUGCGAAAACGACUUCAACGUUCGUCGAUGUCGGCCGGAAACCCGUACCUGAAAGCUCCAUCGUCACGCGUCACGUCUUCAAGAAGCCACCGAGCAACGCGGAAAACGCGACGUCGACCAUCGUAUCCGAUCAAAAACCAUUAACGUGCCUGGGUGCGUCGUCUACGAAAACUCACAGUACAAACAUCUCGAUACGCAUGGGUUUGUACGAAUCGUCGCAUAACGCGCAGGACGCGAAGAGGAACGUGUCGACAAUGUUGCAUAAACCGUCCAAGUCGAUCGAUAUCGCUAUUCGCACGGCGCUGGAUAUGGAGAGUGUUCGUGCGGCAUCGAGAGACGAUAACAAACUUGUCACUAAGUUGGAUAAAGCGCUGGAUAAUCCUCAGAUCAAAAGUGAAAAUGUAACUUGCAACGGCUACAUACUGCCUGAGAACGCCAACGAAGUCGUUUGUCCGUUGAAGAAGCGUGGAAGAAACCUACAAGCGUUAAACUCCACGGAACCUUCGCAUACCCCUGUCUUGUCUUCGUCGCCAAACAACCUGGAAGACGGUGCAAAUAUCGUCGAGGAACAACUUCCAAAUGUUCAAGACCACUCGUAUUCGCAAGAUUUAAAUCCCAGCAACGAACCGGAUGUACAGAUAUCAAAUCUCAGAGACGAAUCAACUGUCCCGAAGAACUCCAUCUCGACGCAAGACAAGGUUCCUAAUCACAACGAUACCACUUUGGAGGUAUCGAAUGAUUCGCUCUGCGCACAGAGCAUAAAGUCUUUGGACUCUUUAACGCCGGAUAAGAUCUUGAAUUUGAUUAACAAGGAGAAGCAUCAUCCUCUGUCCAAGUUACUGAUUGGAAAUGUGAUAGGUUUAACGACCGAAGAAUGUGCAAUGUUGAACGGAUCGAAGGUAACGACUUUGGAUUCAAAGAGCAAGAUGCAUAUAUCAUCAAAGGUGAAUCUUAGGAAGAACAGACGUAAGAAAGGAGAUAAUAUAAAGGAGAACGUCGCGUGUCUGGACAAUAGAAGAUACUGCAAAUAUUCCAGAUCCAAGAGAUUAGCUUGGAAGGUGCAAUCGGAAGCGGGGAAAUUCGACAAGGCUCUACCUGGUGUAGAUUGUCAAUCGUGCAACGAUCAGAAAUGUAACAGUAAUGCGAGGAAGAACGAUCAGAGUGGGAUAUCCAAGAAGAGCAACGAGUACUUGGCACCAUUUCGUGUGAAGACUUCGCUUCAGACUAUCGCCCAGCAUACUCGCAGCUCGUACGACAUAAAGACUCGUCUUAGAACCGAUAAAGGCGCGGUGGGGUCGAUGAAGCAGGACUUUUCCGACUCGUCGAAGAAAAAGAAGCGGGACAGAGAGAUCGCUAAUUUGUCUAUAGACGCCAAUUUCGGUCCUAUAACUCGCGGACCUAGAAACCGAAGAUUACGAUGCAAAAAUAAUACUUACGCGAACAAGAGAUGUUGCAGCACCUUCAAUACCGUGAUAUAUUCGCCUAGCAAACGAUGCAAGUCUAGUUUUAAACGAAAGAGCAAGCUGACCAAGGUGAAACGGGUCGGUGACGGGCGACCCAAAACCAGAUACGCGAUUUCCAAUGCUCUACGUACAAAAGUCGACGGGGAUUCGAUGGAAAGGCAGAAGAGUUUCGAGGCUACCGUCGACACUGAUAACGCGAAUAAAGAUUACAAUCGUAACAACGUCGGCAAGAGGAAGGAGAAUAGAGUCGUGAAGAUCGAUACCGACGACCGCAACAUCUCCAAGGUCACCUUCGACAGAAGCCUCCGGAAGAGACUGACGCGAACGAUUCCUCUGUCAUCGCAUCACGGCACAGCUCCAACCAAGCCUCUCCUGCAUUAUUUUCAUAAGAAACCGACCCAGAAACCCAGCACGAUGGACGCGACGACGCAGUGCAGGCUCAUCACCGACAAUCCGGAAAUCUACGUGAUCGGACAGCUGAACGAUCGAAGGGCGAUCCUGAAGAUGGAGUGGGACAAGUAUGAGAAGCUAAGAUCGGAAUCCAUAUCGUGCGACGAGGAUCAAGAAUUCCCGACUUGCCAGGCCUCGCGACCUUCUACCUUCGCGACGAGGAGCAACGACGAGGGAAGGAAGCAGGAUAGAACGUCGGCCUUCGUCCCCGUGACGAACGCCUUCGACAGCGAUCUGCGAAUCGCGCGUCUCAGGUCGAUCGGUUUCAAGCCUAUAAUCAAACCACGAUCUCCUCUCGUCGAUUCCAGCCAGGACCCACUGAGCAAGGUGGCCAGGCGAGACGUUGCGGAGAGAUACGACAAGUACGCCAGCGAGGAUGACAAUACGGUCGUUUACAUGGACGACGAACUGCAGUAUCAGGAUAUCGAGGAGGAAGAGAAUACAUCGGCCGACACGUCGGUGCAGUCGAGGAACGAGGACGCGUUUCCGGAAACGUCCUGCGAAAACAUGGAACCUCCCUGGCACGGUUGGAAGAAGAUUGAGGCGAACAAUCGAUCGUAUUGGAUCGGCUGGUAGUAGUCGAUUGCAAAUUGUUGAUGUACAAAUUCUGUCAAUCUUCUUCUCGCCACUGCAAUCAGAAAACAAAAUGAACAUAUUUCAUCCACUCCUGAGUGUAUAUAUAUAAUAUUUUCUAUUUUUAUUCUUUUUUGCCAAAAAUUCAAGGCUGUUGAUGACAUUUUAAAUUAUUUUUCUAACAAUAAUAAUACGGUAUUUGAAAUAUUUA
Nylanderia fulva is the source of this 4597-nucleotide messenger RNA. RefSeq lists its product as uncharacterized. Gene Ontology annotation, biological process: protein ubiquitination; negative regulation of gene expression via chromosomal CpG island methylation. Gene Ontology annotation, molecular function: ubiquitin protein ligase activity. Lineage: Eukaryota; Metazoa; Arthropoda; Insecta; Hymenoptera; Formicidae. The record is from RefSeq and is a predicted model, not a curated record.